UUACAAACAGACAAUGUCUGUAGGAAUGAGGAAAACCAUGAUCUUCCUCAUGCUGUUCCGUCCAGGGCUAUGCAGACUUUCUUCUUGCCUCACAUAUGAAUAUCACUUUGCAAACAUGAAUAAGAACUGGACUGAAGCACAGAGUUACUGCAGAGAGAACUACACUGACCUGGUUACCAUUGACAACCCAGAGGAAAUGAACAGAGUGAUUAACAGAGUAAACCUCACUGGUUAUACUGGACCAGCCUGGAUAGGACUGAAGAAGGGAAACUCAUGGAAGUGGCAGUGGUCCCUGGCAGACACACCUUCCUAUAAUGAAAAUGAUAUUGGCUUGUGGGACAAGGCAGCUAAUCAGCCUGAUUGGAUGAUCGGCGCACAAGGUACCACAAACCCCUACAUAUUAAUAGAAACAUAUCUGACAUGGAGAGAGGCUCAGAGAUACUGCAGAGAGAAUUACACAGACCUGGCCAGUGUGAGGACCCAGGUUGAUCAACAGCAGAUGAAGUCAUUGGUGUCAAGCACAGUGUGGAUCGGCCUCUUCAGAGACCCUUGGCAGUGGUCAGACCAGAGAAACUCCUCAUUCCGCUACUGGGCACCAGGAAAACCUGAUAAUUAUGAUGGGAAUGAGAAGUGUACUGUAGCCUCGAUCACACAGACACUCAGUGGAACGUGGGAUGAUCGACAGUGUGGUGAAAAACACCCGUUCAUAUGUUAUGAUGAAAAGCCCCCACCGUACGAAGGAAAAAGAACAGUGGUGAAGGUGAAACUGAGUUCUGCUGCAAAUUUAAAAGAUCCUGACUUCAGCGACCAGAUUCUACAGCAGGUCAGUAUUGAACAAGAUUUUAACUCAAACUUCAUGAGGAAUUAG
This is a messenger RNA of Scleropages formosus (Asian bonytongue), 868 nucleotides long. Its product is annotated as C-type mannose receptor 2-like. NCBI's taxonomy places the organism in Eukaryota, Metazoa, Chordata, Actinopteri, Osteoglossiformes, Osteoglossidae. The coding region runs from base 14 to 868 and encodes 284 amino acids. The record is from RefSeq and is a predicted model, not a curated record. The transcript has 4 exons.